AUGGUAGGAAAUUUAGAGCUAUGUGGAAAGCCUAUGGGUAAUUGUGACGAAGGCUCAAUUCCAAGUAUCCUAGUGAUUGUUAUACUUGCAACAAUGGCAACAAUCGGCAUAGGUAUAGUGGUCUUCAUCAACCACAAGAGGCAACCAUCUUUAUUGACAAAGGCUCCAGUACAGCCAACAAACUUGCAAAAGAAAUCAGGCAUAAAGGAAUCGAACAAAUCAGGGCAAGACUCAACAAACCGCAGUGGAAAUAUCCAGAAAGUUGAGAAUGUGAAGCUGAACUUUGUCAGGGAAGAUAGGGAGAGGUUUGAUACGCAGGAAUUGCUUAAAGCCUCAGCUGAGAUAUUGGGCAGUGGAUCCUUUGGGUCUUCUUACAAGGCUGCCUUGCACAAUGGACAGGUGAUGGUUGUGAAGCGGUUCAAACAAAUGAAUAAUUUGGGGAAAGAGGAGUUUCAAGAGCAUAUGAGCAAGUUAGGGAGGUUGAGACACCCGAAUCUGCUUCCUCUGGUGGCUUACUACUAUAGGAAGGAAGAGAAGCUCUUGGCAUUUGACUGUGCAGAAGGCCAGCUUGGCCGUUCAUCUACAUGGAUUAAAUAUGUAGAGACACAGCAUGCAUGCAAUCUUGGAGAGUCGGAUGGGCAUAGUUCGCAAAAGGAUACCAAUAAGCAUUCAGUCUUGAAGUGGUGCUGCUCAUCACUUCCACCACUCACUAAGUUUUUCCUUGGCUCCUUAAUUCUUGGUGGCUCAAAAUCAGUCGGCAGUUCCUCCUCUGUCUGCAAAUGGCAAAAUCAUUCUAGACCACCUCAAGAGGUAGCACAACCACCAUACAAGCCACCAAAGCAGCAGUUCACUUAUCUGAGAUCUAGUGAGGGGUUGCAGUUUUUCGGGAUCAAGAUUGGAAUUUUCGGUACUGGUGGAAUUGGUAAGACAACUAGUGCAAAAGCGAUGUAUAACCUCAUUGCUAAUCAGGUUGAAGAGACUUGUUUCCUAGAAGAUGUUAGAGAAUCUUCAAAACCAGAUAAGGGCAGUCUCAUCCAAUUGCAAGAGAAAAUCCUUUCCGAGAUCCUAAGAUAUUCAAGUAUGAAGGUUGGUCAUGUUGAUUAA
Messenger RNA from Carya illinoinensis, 1104 nucleotides. Its product is annotated as probable inactive receptor kinase At3g02880. Gene Ontology annotation, biological process: protein phosphorylation. NCBI's taxonomy places the organism in Eukaryota, Viridiplantae, Streptophyta, Magnoliopsida, Fagales, Juglandaceae. The record is from RefSeq and is a predicted model, not a curated record. The transcript has 5 exons. Gene Ontology annotation, molecular function: ATP binding; protein kinase activity. Bases 1 to 1104 code for a protein of 367 amino acids.